CGGAAACCCGCAAACGCAUUCACAGGGGAAAUAUUUGGCAUAAACAUACGACAGCUUAGCUAACCAUCUAAUGCUAGUUAGUUAACGUCGUUUUCCAGAAUUGAACACCUAGCUACGGACCUUCAAAAUGCAAUGUUGUGUUUGGGGGUGCAAGGCCCAAUAUCGGAAAGGAGGAGGGUUAGGGUUUUUCCGAUUCCCUACUGAAGAGAACGAAAUUGCUCAAAGUCAAAGGAAAACUUGGAUAAAAAUGGUGAAGAUUGAAAACCCCGAACCAGAUCUGCCUUCCCGUUUGGGUGGUAAAUUGGUACUCCAAAUGGGAAACGACUGGCACCCUACUACCUCCUCUCGCAUUUGUGGGAGGCACUUUGUUUUAAAAAAACCAAACCUACAUCCGGACCACCCUGACUUUGCCCCAUCCCUCUUCCUUCGCCCAGAGGACGAUGCCUUGAGUCCGAACACAGCUCAGACAGAAGGGAAAAGAAACCUGCAGAGCUAUGACAGGGCAGUGAAGAAGAAGAAGUGCCUUGACCUUAGUGAGGUUGGAGGUGCUGACCUGAGGGACAGUUAUGCUGACACCACAGAAGAAACUGAAGAGCAGGACCUGGGCACCUGUGUAUCGUGUGAGGUCCUGAGGAAGUCCUUAAAUUAUUUGCAGUCCAGGCAUGAUGCUCUGCAAGUCGAAGCUGUCAAUCUCAGGGCGGAGAGAGACUUUUACAAAUAUAACACAUCUCAAUCCUCUCUCUUUGUUGACACCUUUACAGACAGAGACAAUCAAAUGCAUACAGUGAGAGAAGUGCCAAGCAUGGCUAAACCAAAUGGUAUGAACCAACAAUGUACUGGGAUGGUUGAGGAGCCCUGUCUUAUGGAGGUUGAGGGGUUAUGUUCUGUGAAGGUUGAGGAGCUUUGUCCUGUGAAGGUUGAGGGGGACUAUGAUCAAGUGUUGAUUAAGGAAGAGGAACAACAGGUCCAAAUAGAACUUUGUAGCCCCUUGGCUAGUCAGGACAAAGUGACCCAUGUCUCCCAGGAUAAACCUACCCAGCAUAGCAACAUUAUGAAGGCCACCAGGCGACCAUGUCUGUUAGCUCAGCAUAAACCCAUCCAGAUAGUCAACACAAUGUCACUCACCGGGGUGGUAGCCCCCAGGCCCCCAAGUCAGGUAACCAAGGAUAAACCUAUCCAGCUUGCCAAAACCAACGACCAAUGUUCUGUGAAGGUUGAGGAGUCAUGUUUUGUGAAGGUUGAGGUGGACUAUGAUCAAAUGUCGAUUAAGGAAGCAGAGCAACAGGUCCAAAUAGAAAUCUGUAGCCCCUUGGCUAGUCAAGACAAAGUGACCAAUGUCUCUCGCAGGUUGCCAAUUCAUGUCCCCAAGGAUAAAACUAUCCAGCUUGCCAAAGCCGUGGUAGAAAGCCACCUAAUGACGAACCAUCUGCCUGGCAGCCAAACCACUGCUGAGCCUUUACAGAAGACUCCUCUGUCAGCUCAAAGGACACCUGUUGCAGGCAAACAAAUUCAGAGAAGCAUAACACACACAGAGAGGGAUGAGUUGCUUUGGCUGGGCUACAUGAAGUGGAAUGUGCGUCUUCCUGCAAGCACAAUUAGAACCGCACACAAGUUUCAGACGCCUAGGGCAACAGUGCAAUACCUUCUACACGCGGUCUUCUCCCAAUGUGAACUCGCCACCAGCAAUCUCAAGGGCAUUCCUGCACUGGGCCUUAACAAACUGGACCCGGACAAACUUUCUGCCAUAAGACAGUUUGUCACCACCAAGUUUCGUCGUUUAGACAUGCGUCAAUGUGGUAAAGACUGGGUCAAGUGCCGGCGCCAGAUAACCAGCAUGCUCAGGAACAUUCGGAAGGAGGACAGGAAGACGAGGGGGCUCUCAGGAAACCUUUGUAUGAUAGAGAAGGUGUUAACGGAUCAGAGUUUACCCCGUCAGCCAUCGCCUCCCUCAUUCCCCUCGAUCUCCCAACAGCACACAGCUGCCUUCUACAACCCAACAGAAGAAGAAGAGAUCCUCUGUCUGGAGAGUUAGGUUACACAAUAUCUGCAAUGAUGUUUGCAUUUUCUUGUAAUAAACAGUUUGUUGGGAGUAAAAAAAUAUAAUAUGACUGACAAUGUAUAUUUGAACUUUGGUUGAUGUAUCGGCUACAUGUGGUAGAGUGGAGCUUUGAAGGAGUGAUGUGUGGAUACUGGGUUAGGUUAGGGUUAGUCACAGGCUGUGUUCAAUAGCAGUUGUAUAGAUGGGGUGAGCUGCCCCCAGAAUAUGAAGUGCUUGAGACACUGGUAAAAAACCUAAAUGCAAUCCAUCAUUAUAACAUGGCCCUCCAAUCAGACCUGUCGGUGGCUAUGAAAGGGCCUCUUUUUCCUCAUCUCCUUCCUGCUGGCUCUCCCCGUUAUGAGCACGUUAGAAGUGAAUUCCUGCUGGCUCUCUCCAUUAUGAGCACGUUAGAAGUGAAUUCCUGCUGGCUCUCCCCGUUAUGAGCACGUUAGAAGUGAAUUCCUGCUGGCUCUCCCCGUUAUGAGCACGUUAGAAGUGAAUUCCUGCUGGCUCUCCCCAUUAUGACCACGUUAGAAGUGAAUUCCUGCUGGCUCUCUCCAUUAUGAGCACGUUAGAAGUGAAUUCCUGCUGGCUCUCCCCAUUAUGAGCAUGUUAGAAGUGAAACCAAAGGUGGAUAGUCUUUCCAUAAGGGAGCUGAGUGAAAUAACUCAUACACACAUUUUGAGCAUAAUAUACUAGGUAUAUAAUCUGUACAUAGAUGAAUUAUUUUAUUUCAAGUUAUUUUAACAGGAUUCCUGUAUGCCUGGAGUUCAUUCACUCAGCCAGUUUGUUAGGGUAAAGAUUGCCAACGUUUGCAUCUGGUGGCACCGUGGCAGCCCUGGCUAUGUAAACAAAAUCAAUGUGUGGAUUGCUGUCUCGUCUAACAUGGACUUGUUUUCAUUUAAUUUCAUGACAUAGGUGAACUAUCUGUUUAAUCAAACCAGUCCCAUGGAUACUCAGGACUACUUUAACCUCCCUCUGUUUCUAUGGUGACGCCACAAUCUGUUCCUCACAAAAGUAGGGCGGCAUUAGAAAAUAUUUCUCAUGCAUCAAGACCCAGGACAUUUAGCAUUUAUCUCUAACCAAGUAUGUAAUCAGCAUGCAGUUGCUUACCUAUGUGUGCCUAAUGAAAUCAAUUGGAUCAGAUGUAGGAUGGUACAUUACGGUUACUGAUAGUUUCCACUAUAUAAUCUACUAUCAUCUACCCAGACAUGUGCUGUGUCUGAAAUGGCUAGGGAAUAGGGUGCCAUUUAAAAUGCUGCCAUAGGCACAUUUGUAUCUCAUUCUAAGAGAGGCCACAGAAAAGGGCUUGAUGUUUGAAUGUAGGAAAACGCUUUAUACAAAUUCCCACAUCCUCAGUGAAUUGACUCUGAAAUGUCUCACUUAUUUUUUGUCAGAGGACACCAAGUCCAUUAGUGAUGCUAUGGCAACUAUUGAAAUAAGUAUUUA
This is a messenger RNA of Oncorhynchus mykiss (rainbow trout), 3487 nucleotides long. The record is from RefSeq and is a predicted model, not a curated record. NCBI's taxonomy places the organism in Eukaryota, Metazoa, Chordata, Actinopteri, Salmoniformes, Salmonidae.